GCAUCUACCCCUUCUACCCCUCGAACGCCGGCAUGAAGGCUGAGGCCGCUUCCGGGAUGAAACUUCACAAGUAUGAGUAUUGUGCCAAGACGAUGGGCCAGUCGUUAAAUCCAGAAGAUCUGUUCACCUACGAUGAGAAGGUGAUAUGUGACUACCCGCGACAGACGCGGAAGUUUAUCAAGGAGGUGAAGUACCCCUCGCCAGAUGGCUUUCUCAAGGUGACUUUGGAGGCGGUGAACAGCCGUUGGGGCGACACCAAGCUGGAGGCAGUGCUGGAUCCGAAUCGAAGCAGGAAGCAGGAAGACAAGGACAAGCGGCGAUUUCUGUAUGUCGUCGCGAUCGAGAUGCAUGAGCGCGGGCUUCUGGAUGGUGUCGUGUCUGUUCAAUCGUACCUGUGGGGGGUACCUUUACCCUUGCAGGGUCCAAAAUCAAAAGGCCAGGCGGCUAGACCUAAACCCUAA
Molecule: messenger RNA, 461 nt
Organism: Symbiodinium sp. CCMP2456
Lineage: Eukaryota; Dinophyceae; Suessiales; Symbiodiniaceae
Source: the annotation of a GenBank genome assembly